Scophthalmus maximus (turbot) is the source of this 6576-nucleotide messenger RNA. It is a transcript of the gene synpo2lb, whose product is annotated as synaptopodin 2-like b. The coding region runs from base 1946 to 5632 and encodes 1228 amino acids. NCBI's taxonomy places the organism in Eukaryota, Metazoa, Chordata, Actinopteri, Pleuronectiformes, Scophthalmidae. Gene Ontology annotation, cellular component: actin cytoskeleton; nucleus; Z disc. The transcript is spliced from 6 exons. Gene Ontology annotation, biological process: positive regulation of actin filament bundle assembly. Gene Ontology annotation, molecular function: actin binding. The record is from RefSeq and is a predicted model, not a curated record.
CUGUCGAGCGGAGCGGAGAGCUAACAGGAGCGGAGCUCAGUGCCGCAGUACAGUUAGCAGUUAGCUAAACGGCUAGCUGACGUUCGAGAACACAACAUGUCAACCGAAAAAAAAAGAAAAGCUACGCGACGCAGCGAACAGCCACACGUCCGAUAAAACCCGUCUUUAAUUCAGCUCCCUAUCGAGUCACGAGGGGCUAAAGCGAACUAAGCUACCGGUCGCGGUCGCACAACCCGGAUCGAGAUGACAGCGCCAGCGGUUGAAUCAGCUGUGGCCCCGGGGAUCGCUAGGAACUGUUAGCCCCCCCGAAGCUAAGCUAGGACACAUCCAGGAGCGGACAUUCAGCGGAACUGCUGCAGCGCUGUGCCACGUCCACAUCCGGACACCGAGAAGCGACUUCCUCCCUCCGCGCUCACCACCUCUGCUGCACCGGAGCAACGGCACCGGUUCACGGGACGGAGAGCGGUGCAACCAGGCACCGCGAGGAUAAGUUGAUAUAUCACUAAUGCUAUUAUUCUAUUCUUCUAUUUUCUAUAUUGUAUUUUUAGGAUUUUUUUUAGCACCACUACGGUUAUUCCCGCCAGUAUCUGAUGACGUAACGUGUCGGUGUUUGCUGAAGAAAUCAUUUAUGUGUCAUGUAAAAGUCAUGUGUUGUGUCAAUUUCUUCAAAGUAUUCGCCUCUGAAGUUAAGUCAGGUCAAGCUUAUUUAUUUGGCACAUUUCCUUUUGACAAGCCAAGACUCAAAGCAGCGUCUUUGAAUUUGAAUGUGAAAUACUUUCUCCAUCUUGGAGCUUUCUUGAGAGAAACUUGAUUAAUACACAUUUAUCACAUUUUAUUUUAAAUAAUGAGAUUUUUUGCUAUGGUUCACACUCCACCACUUAGUAGGUGGCAGCAAUAUUGCUUGACACCUGCCUUUAAAAAGAAGACGAAGCAAAGAAGAAGGAACAAGAAGAAGAACAUCAACAACAAUAAAUAGUAGAAGAAGAAAAUGUAAGAUUGGCAAUUCUCCAGAUUCUCCAGUUUUAAGAGGAUAAUUGUGUAACUAGAAAAUAAUAAAGGCAAGUGAACAGUCAAAAUACAACACUUGAAGCUUUUACGUUCUUCAUGUUUUCACACUAAACUUCCUAUGGGCUGAGCCAUCAAGUGUUGUCUCAGCCCAAAUUUCCUCAAUGAGCUAUUUCAUCACAAAUCUGGCAUGACUUUGAUCAGUUGAUCAUAUUGAAGGUGCCGUGGGGCCAAGUCAUUUUGGCUACCAAAAUUCUGUAAUCCCUCGCCCUUUUUUUCUGCAAAGUCAGAGGCGUUGAAGUGAAUGCGCAGCAGCCCCGAGAGACGGUGUUCAUCAUCUUGUCCAACCCUGCACAAGAGCUCGCUCUGAAAUUAAACUGCACUUCCUGGGAGGCGGGCGACUGGAGCACAACUCCCUCUAAAGCUGUUAAAAUGUAUAGACAGUAAACCAUCUGAGAUUCCUAAAAUAUUUCCCUCUCACGCCCUCCCCCCGUCCGGGCUUUAAGGUUGGGGUAUUGUGGGUAGAUGAAGACAGGUCUGUGAGCCAUGGCUGCUGCCCAGGCUGGCUGAGCUGGGGGGGGAGGAGGGAGUGGUGCUGGUGGUUAUUUCGGGAGGGUUUAUCAGCAAGCAUCCCCUCCUGUAGAGAGUGCUUGAGAGUGACAUGGCAAGUGUUGAAUACACGGGAGGAUGCACACACACACACACACACACACACACACACACACACACACACACUUUUGCCCCCUAACGCCCUUUUGAGUGCCCACCCUCCGACACAGCAUUCCAGAUGAAAGCCAGCCACCCCCCUCCUGUCUGCUCGUGGGUGGAGUGAUUUUCCUUAGUCACAGAGAGACAGAAGCCUCUCACUCAUUGAUACUCGAGGAGUUUGAGGAACCGAAGAAGGGCAGCGCAACAAAUACCCCCUCAUACACACGGCGGGAUGGUAGCGGAGGAGAUCGUGGUCUCCCUCUCAGGAGGAGCCCCGUGGGGCUUCAGGCUGCAGGGAGGAGCAGAGCAGCAGAAGCCUCUACAGGUGGCGAAGGUUCGCAGGCGCAGCAAAGCCUGCAGAGCUGGACUGAAGGAGCACGAUGAGCUGGUUGCCAUUGGCGACCAGGUGUGUGCAGAGCUCAGUCAUGCUCAGGCCAUGAGCUUCAUCGAUGCACAGAGUGCUACACUCAGCCUGAGGGUUAAAAGGGCCCCCGCAGGACUCAAGUCCUCAUCUCAGUCUGGUCGCUCUUUAUCACCCCGCUGCCCCAUGAGGGUCCUGUCUCCGCCCGUGGACCCCCUGCCAUCCCACUGUCCCUCCAUCCUCUCCCCCACUGGGAUCCCCAAAGGCAUAACUUCCCCUCCAGACAGCGAGGCCUACUACGGAGAAACAGACAGUGACGCAGACACACAGUCACUCGCUCACCGCCGCCAACGCCGAACACCUCCGCAUGCACGCUCACCUGGGCGCUAUGACAACCAGGAAGAGGAGGAGACCUCAGAGAUGAGCGGGUACGAGAGUGCCACAGAUGCAGGGGUUUCCUUGCAGGGGCCGUGGGACGGUCAGUGUCUCGUUGGCGUCCCUCGCAGAGAGCUGAUCUACCAGCCCCCCCAGACAGAGUGGACCCCUCCGGCACACACCCCACACACUCUGACCCCUCACACACUCACCCCGACCCCUGAUCGGGGGUUGGUGGAAGCAGAGGGAGAAGGUGACAGCGGCUUCCAGGAGGCGGCCGGCUUCAUUGGGCUGACCUGCCCACCCCUGGUGUCUCCUGAACGGGCGAAAGAGGCUAUGAUGUUGGGCUCUAGUAAACAAUUGGUGGCCAUGGUGGGACUACAGCAGACCCCCGUCAGUGAUGAGCUCUCCACCACCUACAAAGACAAAGCACGGCAAGCCAAGUUGCAGCGUGGGGAGAGUGUGGUGGAGAAGCAGGUGAAGGAAGCUCGCACCAAAUGCCGCUCAAUCGCCUCCUUGCUGACUGACGCUCCCAACCCCAACUCGAAAGGGGUGCUCAUGUUCAAGAAGCGCCGGCAGAGGGCCAAGAAGUACACGCUGACCUGCUUUGGGAAAGUUGAGGGGGACCGAGGAGGGGAGACAGAAGGGGAUACAGGAGGAGAGACGGAGGAGGAAGGAGGAAGCUCCAUCCUAAGUGGCUCAGAGGUGGAUGAAGAGGGAUUCUCAGCAUCGUUUGACCCCACGUGGGAUUCAGGUUACCUGGACCUGUUGGACCGGAGGAGCUCCGCCUGCCCGUCGACCGCACCAACUACUCCAACCGCACCGAAAACCAAUCACAGCCCAGGGCUGGACAUCUCGGCCCGUCAGACUCCAGGACUUGUGACCCCCGAAAAUCAACGCCCGGGGUUGGAGGGCUCGGCCUAUCAGGGCUCAAGGCUGGAGAGCAGCGUCACAAAGCAGCCAGUCAGUAACCACCCUGCACACAUGUCUCCUCCGGCCGUGGCUCAGACCAACGGGGUGUCAGUCGCUGUUAGUCGGGCGAGUGUUGUUCUGAGCCCAGCCUCUCAGACUCCCCUUCUGAGUCAAAACGGGCCCCAUGGAAACUCUAAUCCAAGCUCUCCCCCUAAUCUCAGUCCUAACCCAAUCACAGACUCAGACCAUCUCCUGAACUCCAGCCUCAAUCCCAAUCUAAGUGUCCUGAACCGUACCGCACGACCCUUCACCCCAGGCCCGACCUCUGCCCGCGCAUCUGUCACCUCUGUGAUGUUUCGCCCUCCCCAACCCAAACCCACCACCGUGACCAUGGAAACCAAGCCCGUGGCGGCCGUCUCCAUGGUGACUAUGCCGCCUACUUGCCAUCCGCCAGGGCCAGAUGCGAGGAGGGAAGUGUCUAGCACCUCUCUGUACAUCGCUGCAAGGAACAACAACUCUCAUCCCUCGGUUCACUCUCCCCCCUCAGCUCUCUUACCUCCCUCCUCUCUGUCCUCCCCACCUUUCUCCCAGCCUCCUGCACACCCACACACAUUUUCUCCUCAGCCGGCGGUGCACGCUUCCGCCUCCACCGCUUUGUCUCCUUCUGUAGCUCUAGGAUCUCCAGUCUGUCCAUCCCCCGCUCAAACCUUCUCCCCUCCAGCUCAGCUGUCGUUCUCUUCUCCUCCUGCUCACCCACCUCCCUCCACUUGCCUUUCUGUUCCUCCCACCUCCCCACCAUAUGCCCCUGGUCCUUCUCAGGUGUCUUUCAAUGCCCAGCCCGUCCAUCUUCCUCCUCCCACCCAGCCUCCUCCACCUCCGUCUGUCCGCCCCCACCUGAACACAACGGGUGCAGUGACCCCUGGGCCCCAUGCUGCCAUGGCAACUGCACCGCCUCCCCAGGCUCCUGCCGCUGAUUCACUGGCGACGCGUGAGCAGCGCAUCUCUGUGCCCGCCGCUCGCACCGGCAUCCUGCACGAUGCCCAUCGUCGUGGCAACAAGAAGCCGAUGUUUUGCGCAGUCCAGAACAGAGAUGUUUCCCCAAACCCGGAUUUGUUGUCGAUGGUCCAGAACAUGGACGAUCGCUUUGUGAGAACCCCCGGUGCAGAAUCCGGGGUCGCACCCAGUGUGGAGGCUGGGCACGAGUCAGGGCCCGAGGAGGACUGGCUGCGGCUGGGGGCAGAGGCCUGCAACUUCAUGCAGGCUCAGCGAGGACCCAGGCCUCCGCCUGUAGCCCCCAAACCGCAAGCCCCUCAGGUGCCACAACUGGCAGGGAAGGGAGGUCAACUGUUUGCCCGCCGACAAAACAGGAUGGAUCGGUAUGUUGUGGAUCGAUCUCCCUCUGUUGCUGCAGCACCUUACUCUCCCGGCCAGACAAGGGAGCCCUCACCCACGCCUUCGCUCCCUGCCACCUGGAAGUACUCGUCCAGCAUCCGAGCUCCACCUCCCAUCAGCUACAACCCCCUCCUCUCCCCCUCCUGCCCUCUGAAGGCGCAGAAGAAGCCGGAGGUGAAAAAGCCUGUGCCAGCUGGAGCUAAAGGGAAGAAAGCAGGAAUCAAACCUGUGGACAUUAUGAGCCACCAGCCCUACCAGCUCAACUCCUCCCUGUUCAGCUACGGGGGCGCGGUUCCCCAGGACACAUCAACUUAUCAACAGCAGCAGCAGCAGCAGCAAGGGAUGACAGGUGGUCCUCAGAAAACAGCACGUGUAUACGAGGUGAAGCGCUUCUCCACGCCUCCCCCGAUAGCGACAGGGCCUGCCCUCAAAGUUAUUGUCCCCCGAUCCGCGACGACACUCGGGGAACCGAUGUGGCGCUCCGACAUCACGUCUCCUCCGCCCACAUUUGGCCCCGCCUCCAACCGACCCUAUCAGCCUCAACCCCAGCCUUACCAACCUCAGUGGGCCUCGGCCCCUCUGUCUCCCCCUGUGCCCCCUGCCCCGACCGUGCCGCUCCCUCGGCUCCCCACCUUCUCCUCCUCUCCUGCUCCGAACCCGGUUCAGUCCCGCACUUUCUCCCACCUUCAGCCCUGCAACGCAGCACAGGCCAACAGGGAGUUUAAGAGUGCCCCGGAUCUGAGUCCUCUGAGUCCCACCGGUGCCUCUCAGCCGGCGUCCAGCAGCGCUCUGCCUGCCAGGGUGCCAAGGCCCAGGUUCAGCACUUCCAACUUGGGUCUGCAGCCUUCCGUCUGGCGCCCCGGAUCCACUAUGCACUGACCUGAUUCUGGUCUGGACAUAAGAAACCAGGGCUCUAUGCGAACAGGGAGCCAUAUUGUUUUUUUUUAAUUAGUCCUUGUGUUUUUAGUAUUGUAAUAUUUUAAAUCAGGGCUGCAUCUUGGGAGUUUUUCAGCCACUUUUUAUCACAAGGUCUGUUUGGAUUGGCCACACGUGUAGCACAUUUUGUCUUUAACAUUUAACCUGGUAGUCAGUUUGAUCUGACUGCUUCACCUAACGCAUUUGGUCACAUUUAAAAGGGAUCACUGUGUUUUGCAAAAGGGGAUGUGGUGUGGAAACGUGGGAAAGAUUUAAAAAAAAAAAAAGAUAAACUGCAGAUUGACAGGACAGGACAUGAAGAGAUGCUGGAAAAAGUUUUUGUAAAUAGCGUAUUGAUAGAUUCAAAAAUGAAGUUUUAGUGUUAAAAAGACGAAAAGCGGAUGUGAAAAGACGAGAGACUGUUUGAAGAGAGAUGUAGUCGAGGAUGGGAAGAGAUGAGAAGGCACUGAUGAAGUGACAUAAUAGAAACAAUGUCUGAUGAAGUGUAAAAGGAACAGAUUCGACCCAUAGCUGCACUGUCUGUAAACAUCUUGCAGCACCUGUUGUAAUCCAGCAACACCAUAUGAGAAACUAACAAAUUUGACAUUACUACUAAUACUGUAAUGCCCUCUGUAAUAUAUACUCUUUAAGUAUUAAUGUUUGAACACUUGCGUGUCUGGUUCUUUUUUUUUUUUUAGUUGCGUAUACUGAAGAGGUGUGUGCUUUUCUUUUCUGUAGUCUUUCAUAGGUGCGAGGAACGCGGCUGUCGCAGAGACGGGGAAAAGCCUUUUACAGUAGACUUGAUUUCUGAUCCGCUGAUGUGGAACAAGUGAAGGUAUAACGUGUCUGUUUGGCUGUGAUUCUUCUACACGGAGACAUGCGGCUGAAUAAAAAUAGACAUGACUCAC